Mesorhabditis belari is the source of this 1674-nucleotide messenger RNA. Lineage: Eukaryota; Metazoa; Nematoda; Chromadorea; Rhabditida; Rhabditidae. The record is from the annotation of a GenBank genome assembly.
AUGCAGUCUAUGCCGCAUACUUUGCUCUAUCGAAAGUUGAACUUUCAACAGCAGAGAUUCCCGCAAGGGAUGCUGAUGCAACACCGAAAUUCGAUGCCUAUCACACCACAAUCUCAUAAAUCAUCGAUUCUUAGUAAUAACUCCGAGCUCGUAUGUGACAACAUGGUGAUUCCGUCUAUGCGAAAGAACACGAAUGCUGAACGAUUACAUGGACAUUCGAACCGAUUGAUAGAGGAUCCGCGACAUCGAUCAUUACUGGAUGACCACUCAAAUGAAAAUGGCAAUGGAAGCAUUCGAACGGCACAAAACUUGGUGUCAGGUGCUGGUGAUACAGUUAUAAAGCUAAACGUUGGCGGUAGCUCAUUUCGCUUGAGAGUGACGAGUCUUUUCGCGAGAAAUGACGACUCUCGACUCGUUCGUUUUGCCACUUACGACCAUGAGAGAAGAGUGACAAAAUGUGACGCUUAUAUUCAAGGUUCUGAAGAGUAUUACUUUGAACGAUCGGCAAACUUGUUUGAUGCGAUUUUUAAAUACUAUGCCACUGGACAAUUGCAUCGCCCUUUGGACAUUUGCCCCACUGAGUUUACCCAAGAGCUCGCCUAUUGGAGAAUUCCCGAACACGCUUUGUCAUCUUGUUGUUAUCGAGCGUUAAACCCACUGAGUGCUUCUAUGGAGGAAUUGGCGUUAAAGAUUGAUGAAACAGUUCAAGCAGCUGAUCGAUCUUUAAGAUCUCGAUUACAUGCUUUCUGUGAAGGAGAUGGAACUUUCUGGUCGACUCUCUUCACCUUUAUCAGCAUUUGUUUCGUGUUAAUCUCAGUUAUAGGACUCGUUCUUGGAUCAAUUCAUGAGUUUCAAGUACCGAUAAUCAAAAAAGGCAGAAGUCAUCUACGAGUGAACACUUCACAUGAAAACGAAACCGAGGAGCUCAAAGUCAACGAUCCGAAUGUGAUAUGGGAACCGCAUCCGAUUUUUGGAUAUGUGGAGACAGUGUGCAUUCUCUGGUUCACCUUUGAAUACCUUCUGCGAAUCACCGUCACCCCAAAUCGGUGCCAAUUCUUUUGCGGCCUGAUGAACAUUGUUGAUAUGAUUGCCAUUCUUCCAUUCUAUUUGGAACUUGGACUUGCCAUAUUUGGAAUCGAUGUCGCUAGCUUGUCCGACAUCAAAGGUGCUCUCUUGGUUGUAAGGGUCUUACGAGUGCUGCGAGUGGUUCGAAUUCUGAAGUUGGGACGAUACUCGUCAGGGAUGAGAACUUUUGCUCUAACACUUCGAUCGUCGGCUCGCCAGUUGGGAAUGAUGGGAAUGGUUCUAUCAACAGGUGUCGUUUUCUUCUCAACGCUACUCUAUUUCGUUGAGAAAGAUGAAAAGGAUACCCCAUUCACAUCGAUCCCAGCCGCUUUUUGGUGGGCAAUUGUGACGAUGACAACCGUUGGAUACGGUGAUUAUGUGCCAGUGACUAUACCGGGUAAACUCAUCGCAAGUGGAGCAAUUAUUUCUGGAGUUUUGGUGUUGGCUCUUCCCAUCACUAUCAUUGUCGAUAAUUUCAUGAAAGUCUCCGGAAACACGCACAACAUUUUCCACCCGCCGCCACCCCCAUCUCAACCUCCGCAACACCACACUCCGGUGAGAACACACUCGUCCACCAACGCUCCUGUGAUCGCUACAAGCUUGAUUACU